Pyrenophora tritici-repentis Pt-1C-BFP is the source of this 1533-nucleotide messenger RNA. RefSeq names its product PotE, Amino acid transporter. Gene Ontology annotation, cellular component: membrane. Lineage: Eukaryota; Fungi; Ascomycota; Dothideomycetes; Pleosporales; Pleosporaceae. The record is from RefSeq and is a predicted model, not a curated record. Gene Ontology annotation, molecular function: L-amino acid transmembrane transporter activity. Gene Ontology annotation, biological process: amino acid transmembrane transport.
AUGGAGCCCCUCAAUGCCCCCGACACGGAGCCGCUGCUUCCUCGACCAUCGUCGGCAUCAUCUUCCGUGUCGUCGACAUCACCUUCGGCCUUAUCGGCGACCCAGCGGCUAUCGAAACAGCUCACCACACGACAUGCAUUUACCGUCCUCGUCACCCUCCAGAUCGGCUCGGGCAUCUUUGCAUCCCCCGCCCAGGUAGAUGCGAACGUGCCCUCGCCCGGUGCUGCCCUGGUUGUAUGGGUGCUUGGCGGUCUUUUGUCAUGGGCAGGAGCCGUGUCGUUUGCUGAGCUGGGUGCUGCCCUUCCCUUCAACGGGGGUAUGCAGGAAUACCUGCGCCACGUCUAUGGUGAUACUGCCGCAUUUCUCAUGGCUUGGGUGUACAUCUUGGGCGUGAAGCCCUCGUCUAUGGCGAUUCAAAGCAUCGUCAUCGCCGAGUCUGUCGCCUCAGUCACAUCUGCCACUGGCGAGCUGCCAGAUGCUGGCAUACUGAAGCUCAUUGCAGCCCUUGCCUUUGUAUCCAUGGUUCUUCUUAACUCCAUAAACACGAGACUUACCAUACGACUGAGCGAGUCGUUUACUGUCUUCAAGCUCACAACUGUUUCCCUUGUCGUGCUCGGCGGCCUCAUUGCUGUCAUUGCUCACCUAGUUAACCCAGCUUCCUCGCUCUCCGGCUCGAGCGACUGGUAUUCCAAGAAUUGGUUUCAGUCAAGGCCAACCGUGACGGAUGGCAAGACGAUCGACUGGCCAUCGAUGGGCGCGUGGGAUCGCUAUGGCCAUUACUGCGCAGCCAUCUAUGGCGGACUAUGGGCCUACGAUGGAUGGGAUAAUGCCAACAUGGUUGCCAGUGAGAUCCGCGACCCAGGCCGUGCCCUUCCAAAAGCCAUUAGAGCAGCCAUGAUUGUAGUCCUCGGUUCAUUUGAGCUUGUCAACGUCGCUUACUAUAUUCUCGUGCCUUGGGAUCGGCUGAGUACCAACAAUGCUGUUGCUGUUGCUGCUGCGACAUCCCUGUUUGGACGGCCUGCCGGUAUUCUCAUCACUGUUCUUGUCGCUGUUUCCUGCGCCGGAUCCAUUACCAGUAAUGUUUUCUCGGUCGGCAGAUUAACUAUGGCUGCUUCGCAGCGUCACUAUCUCCCGAAAUUCUUCAGCAAACGAGGACUGCCAAUGACAAAGGUGUCCGAGCCAGACAGCAGUGCCUCGUUCCAAUUCGAUGCCCCCAUCUACGCCAAUGCUCUGGCCCUUGUUGUGACCCUUGGGUAUAUACUCACAGGCAGUUUUCGGGCACUUUUGACAUUUGCUGGCAUGGCCGUAUGGGUCUUUUACGUCAGCACAGUAGUCGGCCUACUUAUACUUCGUCGCCGAGAGCCACAGCUUGUGCGACCUUACCGUCCAGCUAUCUUCCUUCCCAUCGUCUUCAUCAUCGUCGGCAGUUUGGUCAUCCUACGGUCUGCCAUUUUUGCACCAGUGCAGAGCGGGGUACUUGCAGGGUUGCUGGUUGCUGGCACCCUAAUAAACAAGGUUCGAAGAAGCCCAUAG